Ixodes scapularis (black-legged tick) is the source of this 789-nucleotide messenger RNA. RefSeq names its product carboxypeptidase inhibitor SmCI-like. Gene Ontology annotation, molecular function: serine-type endopeptidase inhibitor activity. The coding region runs from base 1 to 789 and encodes 262 amino acids. The record is from RefSeq and is a predicted model, not a curated record. The transcript is spliced from 5 exons. NCBI's taxonomy places the organism in Eukaryota, Metazoa, Arthropoda, Arachnida, Ixodida, Ixodidae.
AUGGAGAAAUCAUUUCGAUGCCUGCGUCUCGCAGUGGCUGUGGCUGUUUUUACAAAAAGCUAUGGUUAUAACGACGUUCUUCAUGAUGUGUGCAACGAUGCUCCGCCUAAACCAGGUUCUUGCAGUAAUCACACACUCAAGUUUACUUUCAACAUAUACCUGAAGCAAUGCCAACCCGCUUAUGUCUGCGGCUCUUCUGGCACUAAGAAUAUCUUUGACACUAAACAACUAUGCCAGAAAACCUGUCCGAUUGAUAAGUUCUGCACUAUGCCAAGACCAUACACUUCGUGCAGUGCUGACGCUACAAUAAUAACUACGUGGCAUUUGAGUCCCUUCACCAGGAGAUGCGUUUCGGCCACCGGCUGCACCUUUGCACUCCCCGAUUUUCAAACACAGAGGGAAUGCCAAGCGGCCUGCAGAAAACACACCGUGUGUUAUCAGCCAAGCGAUGAAGGAGAACCCGUUGGAGGCGUGGGGAGCUUCUGGCGUUUCAGUCGUAAACAGCAUCGUUGCCUUAAGACUGGAUAUUCUGAAGGAAAUAGAAACAUUUUCGGGAAUGAAAAGGAAUGCAUGGAAACCUGUCCUUACGGAGGGCACUUAGAAGAAUGCAAACUCCCUAAAAAUGAAGGCUACGACUGUCUGCAACAAGGAAAGUCUUUCAUCCGAUAUUACCAUGAUCAUAAAAGUGGCCAGUGUAGUCGUUUUUUCUAUAAGGGCUGCUGCGGGAAUGCCAAUAACUACUUAACAAAGCGUGCGUGCGAAGUAACCUGUCAAGUUUUAAGAAGGUAA